Molecule: messenger RNA, 1395 nt
Organism: Emiliania huxleyi CCMP1516
Lineage: Eukaryota; Haptophyta; Isochrysidales; Noelaerhabdaceae
Gene: MIP2
Product: major intrinsic protein
Exons: 4
Coding region: 25-1257 (410 amino acids)
Biological process (GO): glycerol transmembrane transport
Cellular component (GO): plasma membrane
Molecular function (GO): glycerol channel activity
Source: RefSeq, a predicted model, not a curated record
UCGCAACCAUCCACAGCAUUCCAAAUGGCGGCCCUCGCUAUCGCCAGCCUGGCCCCUGUGAGCGUCACACUCGUUGCUCGUCCAACUCCGCACGUGCCUCACACGCCAACUCCCACUGACACGGUCUCCCUCGAGGAAGACUUGCCAUGGUCUCCGCCGCCAGUGAUCGUACCUGAAGCUUCAACGGACAACAAGCAGAACAUGCAGGAUGUGAGCGAACAUGAGACCGAGCCAGCUGCGUCCUUUCCGCUCCGCCGCCGCGAUCGGCGCUCUCUCCUGCUCCGCGUCCGCGCUGACAGGCCACCAGCGUGCCACCGGAACCGGAAGGACCUGCGCACUCGUUGCCUUGCAGAGGCGGUCGGCUCGGGCAUCCUGGUCCUCGCCGCCAGCGCGGCCUCCGCCGCAGCCCUCUCGCCGACGAGCACGUCGCUGCUCAUGGGCGGCGUGGUCGGCUCCGCCGUCCUUUCCUUCGCCACAAUCUCAGGAGCCCACUUCAAUCCGGCGAUCACGUGCGCCCAGACUGUCGGAGGAACCCUGCCGAGAUCGGACUGGCUGCCGUACAUCGCCUCGCAGAUCGCCGGCGCGUCGGCGGCGGCACUCACCAUAGCGCCACUCCUGCCGCCCGCGGGUCUUCCGCCGCCGCCCGCCCACUUCUUCGCAGAGGUGGCAGUCACUGCGCUUCUUUUCUCUGCGUGUCUCGCCAUCGGAGACGGCGUCGAGGCGGGUGCCGUCUCUCGCCGCGGCUCGGCCGGCCUCGUCGGCGUCCUGAUCUCCGCCCUCGGUCUCGCUUUCGGAUCGACCAACGCGGCGCUGAAUCCGGCGAUGUCCGCCGCGCCAAGAAUAGCGGCAAUCGUGCUCUCGGGAGGCGGCACGGCGGCGCUUUCCGGCGCGCGCACCUACGCGUUGGGCCCUUGCGUUGGAGCUGUGUUGGGCGGCAGCUGCUUCGCCGUGGCGACGGGGCGCGGCGGCGGGCUCUAUGGCUGCCUAGCGAGACUCGGAGCCGCCCUCUCUGCCGGCUCCUCUCUGCCCGCAGCGUCGCCGCCCGCCGAACCGUCGCGUCGGGUCGUGGUGCCGAACGUUGGUUGCCGCUUCUCCAGCGCGACAGCGCCAGUUGCGGCGGCAGAGGAGUGGCCGCGGUGGCGCAGCGAGUCUGAGCUUUGGCAGUGGGCGGGUAGAGGGGCCGUCGGGGCGGAGCAGUCGGUGGCGCAGGUGGAGCGUCGUUCUGACGCCUCGAGGUCGAGCGGGAGGAUGGCUUGAAGAAAUGUGUGCGGUCUCUCCCCCAACCCCCAUCCCAGCAUCCGCCAUCCCUCCGACCCCCUUUAAAUCAUAAAUGGGAUACGAAAGUCGUAUUGUGUGGUUUUCGCUUUUGCUUUCUUUCUUUUUCAUCUAAAUGUC